AGCAUUCCAAAAUGAGCAUUCUUACUACUGCACUAAUACGAUUAAACAUAAAACAAAACUACAGGUUGAAACGCUGCAAACGGGGGAUUUCCUUAAUAUUAAGAACAACUUUCUUUGUAUUACUAAAUAAUCUUUUUUUCUCUGUUUAUAUCUAUUUUGGUAAGGUUGAAAAUGAUAAAAGUGCUGAGUUUAUUGAUGCUUUGCAUGUGCAUAAAGGCAGAUAAUGGCAAAUGUGAAGAAGUGACCAGUACUUGUGCAGUCGUUACAUGUGGCACACACAGCUCUAGUGGAUUGCCGGGGAGGGAUGGAAGAGAUGGCAAAGAAGGCCCAAAUGGAGAAAAGGGAGAUAAAGGUUUGCAAGGAUCAAGGGGCAUUCAGGGACCUCCUGGAAAAAUUGGCCCCCCUGGUGUAAAAGGUGAAAUGGGCUCUGUCGGGGAGAAGGGAGACCCUGGUCGAAGUGCUUCUUCAGAGGUUGAAGUUGUAAAGGGUCAAGUGAAGGCUCUGGAAGGGCAACUGCACCUGCUACAAGAAAAUUUUAACAAAUAUAACAAAAUUUUGCUGUUUCAUGGUGGCAAGAAAUCUGGUGAGAAAAUUGUUGUAACAAAUGGCCAAGAAGAGACUUUUGAAAAUGCCCAGAAGACAUGCAGAGAAGCUGGGGGAAAAUUAGCCACCCCAAAAAAUGCUGCAGAGAACAUUGCAGUGCAGGAGAUUCUCCAAACAAAGGGUGACACAGCAAAAUCGUAUCUAGGAAUAUCAGACAUUCAGGUAGAAGGAAUCUUUAAAUAUCUUGGAGGAGAAAAGAUAUCUUUCACUAACUGGAACUUAGGGGAGCCAAACAACAGCAAAGACAAAGAAGACUGUGUGGAGAUUCAAGAUAAUGGAAAAUGGAAUGAUAUUCCAUGUUCUCUGCUUAGAUUAGUGAUAUGUGAAUUUUAAGGAUAUUAUAAUUGAUAUUGAUCACUUAAUUGUACCUUAAAUAUCAGUAAUCUGACCUAAAUAUGAUGUUAAAUUAAAAAUAUGAAAAUAAAAGGAUUGUAUUAUGCGGGAAAAAUAUUUGUAGUACAUGUAUAUACUAACCUUUAAAGAAAAGUUUGUUCAAGUAUAUUUUCUGGUACUCAUAUAUUUUGUCACACAAAAACCUUAAUGCCCAGUUGUAUUUAAAAGUUUGGAAUCUAAAUGAGUUGAAUGUGGCAUAAAACCUAAGAAAUUGAUUGUUUCCAGAAUUUUAUAGAUAAUAAAAGAUGAAUGAUUGACCAAC
Molecule: messenger RNA, 1258 nt
Organism: Xenopus laevis (African clawed frog)
Lineage: Eukaryota; Metazoa; Chordata; Amphibia; Anura; Pipidae
Gene: mbl2.L
Product: pulmonary surfactant-associated protein D
Exons: 5
Coding region: 172-936 (254 amino acids)
Source: RefSeq, a predicted model, not a curated record